Cladophialophora bantiana CBS 173.52 is the source of this 1908-nucleotide messenger RNA. RefSeq lists its product as uncharacterized. Gene Ontology annotation, biological process: DNA-templated transcription. The transcript is spliced from 3 exons. Gene Ontology annotation, molecular function: DNA binding; zinc ion binding. The record is from RefSeq and is a predicted model, not a curated record. The coding region runs from base 1 to 1908 and encodes 635 amino acids. Gene Ontology annotation, cellular component: nucleus. NCBI's taxonomy places the organism in Eukaryota, Fungi, Ascomycota, Eurotiomycetes, Chaetothyriales, Herpotrichiellaceae.
AUGGAUGAAAUGGCCCCGACUUCGAGGAAGUCCAAGACCACUUGUAUGCAAUGUCGUGCUCGGAAGGUAAGCGGAGGACGAAUCGCUCUUGACAUUCGCCCUGAAAAUCAACCGCAAUUCCCAUCCCAGUUGGAACAGCCGGCUAGCGAAGUUGGCCAAACUCCGCUAUCGAGCGAUGGCGCUUUGCCGAACCGCCAAGAAAUCAUUUCUUUGAUCGAGGCGUAUUUCCAGCACAUCUACGCGCUUCCCUGGUAUGCUUUCUUGCACAAACGAUCGGUCAUGCAAAGGUGUCACGAGGGGACGAUUGAAGACUGUUUGACAUUUGCAAUCUGUGCGGUGACAAGUCAACGUCUCAAGAUUGAGCCAUACGCUCGGGAGUUGAGUGCCCAGUGGGCUCAGAGGGCCGAAGACUUCCUCUUACAACAUCUAGAGAGUCCUUCAACUUCUCGGCUCCAGGCUCUCAUCUUGAUUGUGCGAUACCGGGUGGAAGUAGGUCACUUCUCGAGAGCUUUUAUGCUCGCUGCACUGGCUGGUCGAUCUGCCGUUGCGCUGCGCCUGAACUAUGAACGCCCUGAACUACGUUUCUUGGCCCAAGAAGUCCGUCGGCGAUUGAUGUGGUCGUGUUUUGCCCUCGAUGGCAACUUUUCUGUCGGCCUGCGAGAAUUCGAGACGUGUCCGCCGGAAAACGUCUUCCUUCAACUUCCAUGUCCAGAAACGGCUUUCGAGCAGGAUGCACCUGUGGAGACAGCCCCGCUCAGAGCAACUUCCUUCGAUAGGCCUGAGCGCAUCGGCACCUACGCUGCAUGUAUAAGACUUGCCGCAAUAAGAACAGAUAUCAUGAGAUUGACACGCCGGCUUGCUUCUUCCGUGGUUCCACCUGGGGAACUCAUGCAUAUGGUGCGGCGAUUUGAAGAUGAGUUGCAGCACCUAUAUCGAAGCCUUGCCGACUCUGAUCGAUAUAACCCCAAAAUAUUCUCCUACUGUGAAAGACCGGCCCGAAUCCUUAUGGUGCACGAAUGUUGGCACCAAGCGUAUACUGAUCUUUACCGAAUCUUUUUGACAGGGUACCGAGAAGCCGCUCCUCCUUCAGCCAUGGAAGGAAUUAAUCGUGAAGACAUCCUCCGCAGGCGUACCCUGUGCUUAAAUCACGCAUUGUCAAUUGUUCAGAUUUUCGCAGCAUUCUCAGAGCAGUGUAAGGUCCUGACAAUCGACUUUGACACUGCAAUUUGUGCGUAUCAUAGUGCCCGAAUCAUCCUCUUUAGCGCUCAAACGGACGUUGUGACUCAGAGUUUGAGUAUGCCCGCCGCCCUGGAGAAAGCUCGAUUCUGUCAGUCGAUCAUGAACAGGUUUUUUCGCACCUCUCCCGUGGUCGAACCGAUGAAGAAAGAACUCGAGAUGCUCAUCGCGCGGCAUUCGUCUCAGAACACCAAUGCUGGCAUACAACUACCCCAUCCUGAAGAAGUACUGGAGGAUCAUUUAUCAAGGCUCGCAGAUGAAGCUAGGACCAGACAGAGACUAGCAAUCCAUAGUCUAAUAGGCCGAGCAGAUUUUGUUGACGACAGUAAUGAAGUCACCAGCCCUGCACCGCCCAGGGAGCACCAUUCCAACGGCGCCUCGACCGCGUCCUCAAGGCUGCAAAGGCAGCGCCUGGUAAGAAAUUCUAUGAAUGUCAAACCAAACCCUCAAAUCCUCCGCUCUCAGAGUGUCCCUGGAGCGACCCAAUCAACACAGUCCAAACAACCCGAUCGAAUGAUUGAAAGCGGAAGCAAUGAGCCAACAAAUUACGCCCAAGAAGAUCAGGGCCAGUGGCUGGACGGCAUGCGCCUCGCCUUCAAUCCUUGGAUGGGAUGGCCCGAAACGUUGGAAACAUAUGGAUUUUCUCAAGAUCUAGACGACGAAUAUUUCUAG